This is a messenger RNA of Cicer arietinum (chickpea), 905 nucleotides long. Its product is annotated as early nodulin-like protein 8. Gene Ontology annotation, cellular component: plasma membrane. Gene Ontology annotation, molecular function: electron transfer activity. Lineage: Eukaryota; Viridiplantae; Streptophyta; Magnoliopsida; Fabales; Fabaceae. The record is from RefSeq and is a predicted model, not a curated record.
AAAUUGACAUUAGUGUCCCUUUCAAUUUCAUAGUACAUCAUUAUUAUUUAUCAAUGUUCCAAUUCGCCAGAUUCAAAAGCCAAUAAAAAGUUUUCCUUGCUGGGUCCUAAAUCUAAGAAAAGAAUAGAAACCAAAAUGGCCAGUCAUAACAUCUGCUUCUUGGUUUCUUCUCUCUUGCUUACAACAUUGUUCCAAAUCCAAACCAAAGUGUUAUGUUACCAAUACAAAGUUGGAGAUCUAGAUGCUUGGGGUAUACCCACCUCAACAAAUUCACAACUCUAUGCCAAAUGGUCCAAAUUUCAUAAUCUCACCCUUGGAGACUCACUUUUAUUUCUAUAUCCACCAAGUCAAGAUUCAGUGAUUCAAGUGACACAAGAAUCUUACAAGAGUUGCAACAUUAAAGAUCCAAUAUUGUAUAUGAACAAUGGAAAUUCUUUGUUUAACAUAACAUCACAUGGUGAUUUCUAUUUCACAAGUGGAGUGGUUGGUCAUUGCCAAAAGAAUCAAAAGAUUCAUAUAUCUAUUGGAGGAAAUGGAAAUGUUGAUGUAGAAGCUAAUAGUCCAACUUCAUUGCCUGCAAAUGCACCCUCUUAUCAAACAGUUUUUGGGAACAUUCCAAUAGCUCCUUCCUCAUCAAAUUCACCUCACCUAGCUUCAACUUUCCAUGUUCUUAUUAUUGGAUCCAUCAUAUCUAUAAUGUUUUUUGCUUUAAUGUAAAAGCUGAGUAAGUUGAGACAUAAAUGUUGUUUAUGAUAUAUCGUAUUAUUUUUUGUUUACUUUGGAUUCUUUUUGUCAAUGAUUUGAAUAUGUAAUUCUUUAUAUGGUUUCAUUUUUUAAAGUUACUUGUUCCUUGAUUAAUUUGGAACAAUUAUAUAUGGUAAAAUUUUCAGCAAAUUGAAAUUUAA